AGAAAGCAGCUGAUGAUGAAGUCCAGAAGUCCGACAUCUCGUCCAGCAGCCAAGGGGUGAUUGAGAAGGAGUCUCUGGGACCUCUUCUUCUGGAGGCGUUGGAUGGCUUCUUCUUCGUCGUGAACCGCGAAGGGAGGAUCGUCUUCGUCUCCGAGAACGUGACCAGCUACCUGGGUUAUAACCAGGAGGAGCUGAUGAACACCAGCGUCUACAGCAUCCUGCACGUGGGGGAUCACGCCGAGUUCGUCAAGAACUUGUUGCCGAAGUCUCUAGUCAACGGAGUUCCUUGGCCUCAAGAAGCGACCAGGCGCAACAGCCACACCUUCAGCUGCAGGAUGCUGAUCCGGCCGCCGGACGAGCCGGGCGCGGAGAACCAGGAGGCCCGUCAGCGCUACGAGGUGAUGCAGUGCUUCACCGUCUCCCAGCCCAAGUCCUUCAAGGAGGAAGGAGAAGAUUUCCAGUCGUGUCUGAUAUGCAUCGCGAGACGAUUACCUCGACCGGCAGCCGUCACCCCUUCCGAAUCCUUCGUGACCAAGCAAGACACCACAGGUAAAAUCAUCUCCAUUGACACCAGUUCCCUGAGAGCUGCCGGCAGGACGGGCUGGGAGGAUUUGGUGCGGAAAUGCAUCUACGCUUUCUUCCAGCCGCAGGGCCGAGAGCCAUCUUACGCCAAACAGCUCUUUCAAGAAGUGAUGACACGCGGCACGGCCUUCAGCCCCUCGUACCGCUUCACCCUGAGCGACGGGACGGUGCUUAGUGCCCACACCAAGUGUAAGCUCUGCUACCCCUCCAGCCCAGAGAUGCAGCCCUUCAUCAUGGGCAUCCACGUCAUCGACAGGGAUCACGGCAUGCUCUCACCCCAGGAGAACACUAACUCCACGAUGUCCCUUCCCCGGGUCAGCCCUUCGCUGAACCCCAGCAUCUCCCCGGGGCAAGGCAUGGCCCUGCCGCCCUCCAUCCCUCCCUCCAACGGCAGCAUGUUGGCCACCAACGUCUUCGGCCUCCACAACAGCAACUCCAGCACCAGCCAAACCAGCUUUGGAUGUUCACCUGGGAACCAGAUAGGAGCCAACGUUGCCUUAAGCCAGGGACAAGCCGGUCCCCAGAACAGUAACCACACGUUGAACCUCAAUAGCUCCCCCAUGAACAGUCCGGGCAUUACCCCGCCGCAGUUCAUGUCUCCGAGGCAUCGGGUCAGCCCAGGGCUGGUGCCCAGACCCCGAGUGCCCAGCAAUCCCUUCUCACCCACCAUGCCCACCAUGCACUCCCCUGUGGGCAUGGCCAACAGCGGCAGUGGGGGCAGCUGUGGCACCGGUGGCACCCGACCCUUUCCCAGCGCCCCCAUAAACUCUAUGCAGGGGUUGACCGAAGGUCCCAGCACGCCGGUGGGCUACUCCACGCCGCCCCCCGUGCUGAGACAGCUCAGCUCCCAGAGCUCGCCCGGCCGCCUCGCCAUGCAACCCAUGAAAGCCGAGUCCAAGGACAGCAAAGAGAUCGCCUCCAUCCUGAGCGAGAUGAUCCAGUCGGACGGUGGUUCGGGGGACAGCAAACCGCUGGACUCGGGCAUGUUGCACACCGGCGACAGGCUCUCGGAAGGGGACAGCAAGUGCUCCCAAGCCACCAGCCACAAGCUGGUCCAGCUCCUGGCCACCACGGCGGAGCAGCAGCUUCGACACGCCGACGCGGACACGAGCUGCAAGGAUUCGUUAGCUUGCGCGGGCACCGCUGGCACCUUGGCCUCGGGCAACCCUCCCAGUAGCACCUGCCCUUCCUCCCACAGCUCGCUGACCGAGCGGCACAAGAUUUUGCAUAGACUCCUUCAGGAGGGCAGCCCUUCUGACAUUACCACCCUGGCCAUGGAGCAUGAGAAGAAGGAGAACACCUCGAACCCUACCACCGCCCCCCCGGCUCAGAGCCAGCUGCCGGGCACCCCGGACAUCAAACUGGAGCCGGACGCGCUGAAGAAAAAAGAUGUCAAGGAUCACCAGCUCCUGCGUUAUCUGCUGGACAAGGAUGAGAAGGAGCUUGCUGCAGCCCCGGCGCUGAGCCUGGAUGAUGUGAAGGUGAAGGUGGAGAAGACAGAGCAGAUGGAGCCCUGUAACACGGCCCCAGCGCCGCUCGCCAAACCUCCUGCCGCAGAGGAGGUCAAGCUGGAGACACAGGGCCAGUUUGCCGCCGAACUGGAGCAGCUGGACCAGCUCCUGCCCUCGCUGGAGAAGGCGGCUCAGCUGCCCGCCUUGUGCGGAGCGGAGAGGGGCGAGA
Leptosomus discolor (cuckoo roller) is the source of this 2262-nucleotide messenger RNA. NCBI's taxonomy places the organism in Eukaryota, Metazoa, Chordata, Aves, Leptosomiformes, Leptosomidae. The record is from RefSeq and is a predicted model, not a curated record.